Messenger RNA from Neltuma alba, 1712 nucleotides. RefSeq names its product cytochrome P450 94C1-like. Gene Ontology annotation, molecular function: iron ion binding; oxidoreductase activity, acting on paired donors, with incorporation or reduction of molecular oxygen; heme binding. Bases 60 to 1577 code for a protein of 505 amino acids. The record is from RefSeq and is a predicted model, not a curated record. The transcript has a single exon. NCBI's taxonomy places the organism in Eukaryota, Viridiplantae, Streptophyta, Magnoliopsida, Fabales, Fabaceae.
ACCUCAUACAACAUUCCACAUCUUUCUUCCCAGAUUUUAAAGUAACACAGUACAGAAUAAUGGAUCAUCUUGAAGCUUCUCCAUCAGUCCAAACCAUGUCCACCACUUUCUGCUUCUUGUUCUUCUCCUUCGCUGCUCUCUUCUCUGUUUUUUCCUUUCUAGUCUUCGUCCUCAGGAUGAAGCCAUGCUGUAACUGCAAUAUCUGUCGGAGCUACCUGACCGCCAGUUGGGCUCGCGACUUCGGCAACCUGUGCGAUUGGUACGCUCACCUCCUCAGAAACUCGCCCACCGGAACCUUCCACGUCCACGUGCUCCGAAACAUAAUUACGUCGAACCCGGACAAUGUCCAGCACAUCCUCAAGACCCGCUUCGGUAACUACCCGAAAGGCAAGCCUUUCUCGACACUUCUCGGCGAUCUUCUUGGCCGAGGAAUCUUCAAUGUCGAUGGCGACUCAUGGAAGUUUCAACGCAAAAUGGCAAGCCUCGAAAUUAGCAGCGUAGCGAAUCGGUCCUAUGCGCUGGAUAUAUUCACCGAAGAGAUUCGAACGAGGUUAAUUCCUCUGCUGGCUUCCACCGCAUCUGGUGAGCGUGACGGAGUGUUGGACUUGCAAGAUAUCUUCCAACGAUUCUCCUUCGACAACAUUUGUAAGUUCUCGUUCGGGUUCGAUCCAGGAUGUUUGCUUUCAUCUCUUCCCUCGUCGAGUUUCGCUGACGCAUUUAACCUAGCGUCAAAGCUAUCGGCCGAGCGAGCAAUGAUGGCGUCACCGGUAAUAUGGAAGAUCAAACGGUUUUUCAACUUAGGAUCUGAGAAAAAGCUAAAGGAAGCAAUUCGCGUAGUGAACGAUUUAGCGGAGGGGAUGAUCAAACAAUCUCGGGAGAUGGGAUUUUCAGCGCGGAAGGAUCUUCUUGCCAGAUUCAUGGGCUCAGUCAACGACGACAAGUAUUUAAGAGACAUUGUCGUGAGCUUCCUCUUGGCCGGCCGUGAUACGGCUGCUGCAGCGUUGACCGGUUUUUUCAUUUUAUUGUCAAGUCACCCCCGGGUGGAGUUGUUGAUUCUUGAAGAACUGGACCGGAUCAUGGAUCCGGAUCAGGAGGUCGCGAGCUUUGAACAAAUGCGCCACAUGCAUUACCUGAACGCGGCGGUUCAUGAGAGCAUGAGGCUAUUCCCACCAAUUCAGUUUGAUUCAAAAUUCGCCGUGGAGGACGAUGUGUUACCGGACGGGACGUUUGUAAGCAAGGGGACCAGGGUCACAUACCACCCGUACGCGAUGGGCCGGAUGGAACAGAUCUGGGGCCCCGAUUGUCUGGAAUUUAAGCCCGAGAGGUGGUUGCAAGAUGGUGUAUUUGUGCAGGAAUGUCCAUUUAGAUACCCGGUUUUCCAGGCUGGUCCUAGGGUUUGUUUGGGAAAAGAAUUAGCUAUUAUGGAAAUGAAGUCUGUGGUUGUUGCGUUGGUCCGGAGGUUUAAUAUUCAAUCAGUUGGGGCAAAUCAGGAGCCUCGCUUCGUCCCGGGUCUUACCGCCACCAUGAGAGGCGGCCUUCCGGUUCAAGUUCAUGAAAGAAGACGCGGUGAUGCUUAACUAGGUAGAUCCAAAUUCACGGCCGCUUCCUCCUACAAAAUAUUCCUGCUACUUAAUUAAAAGGACUUCGGAACUCAUCCAAAUCCAUCGUUGAAUCAGACAUUUUUCUUUUCUUGCUGUUUGAAGUGAUGUAAA